AUGAAGAUCCAGAUACCGAAGGAUGACAAUUAUAUACUCAUGCUAGAUAAAAUCAGUGAGGAGGAGAAAUUUUUCAUUCACGUUUUGUCAACAUGUGAGGAGAAGAAUCUGAUUGACCACCUGUUUCCCUUUGUGGAUUGGGUAUGGCUGAAGUCAGAUUUGAUAGCUUGGGCGCCCGUGCUGAAUCGGUUCGACGACCUCCUGCAGAGGUACAUUGUUCAUAAUAAGUUGAGUCGGGAGGAGACCUGCAUUUCGAGAGGUGGUGGAGGCGUGGAGGCCGGCGCGGACGCCGAGGCGCAGGGGGGGAAGGGAAGCGAAAAGCCAGGCGAAAAUAACAGUGAGAGGACGAGCGAAAAGAACAAUCAACUGAUGAACGAAAAGAACAAUCAACUGAUGAACGAAAAAAACAAUCAACCGCUGCACGAAAAAAACAAUCAACUGCUGAGCGAACCCCCUAGAGAAUCGUUCGUCCCGCCAGAUCUGCUAGUCGAGCAAAUUCUCAGGUUCACGUACCACAUCCUGGACAACUGCCUAAGCAAAUCGAAGUACAACUCUCUGGACCAUUUGCUCGUGCUGCUAUGGAGCUUCAACCCGAAGAUAUCGAUCCUGUCGGCCCAAAUCUUAAACAUAUACUACCUGUUUAUAAAAAAAACGAAGAAAAAUGAAAACAAAAUAAACCAAAUUGUAAAUAUCCUGUCAGCUCUAAUUAACAUCCCGGUGCCUAGUUUUUUACACCCAUAUAUAAACAACGAUAUAGGACGGAUAAACGACAACAACUACAUUUCUGGCCUAGUGCUGUACUACCUGCAUGACUCUACAGAUAAGCGUUACAUGCAGAACGUGUACAACAAAAUUGAUAAUAGGUACCUUCUCGACCUAAUCGAGUAUGACCUAAACCUGGAUAGUGUCACAAUUAACGUGGAAGAUCACGAGAUCCCCUUCACGUCCGUCCUCCCGAAGGAGGUAAAGUAUAAUAAGGCGAAGGAAGCCCUACAACAGGCAUACGACGCCAUCAUGAAUAAGUAUCAAAUAGACGAAAAAAAAAAUUUCGACCUAAGACACAAAUUAAGAAUCUAUAUGGGAUUAAUAUGUCCCAAGUACAGAAAAAAAUUAUUCAACUUGAGGUACUUAAUCAUAUCAGGUGCCUUGUCCAUUAACUCCAUUUUGUAUCCACAAAUUAUUCCUAGCAAUACGAUAUUUUUACAGGAAAUUUUGUACCUACUAAAGUAUCACAAAUUUAUUCAUUUUAAGACGCUGCAAAUAAUCUUUGACUUACUGACCACGGCGAUAGAAUCCCAUCUUCACUACAAAGUUGUGUCGGAUAUUUUGGGUCUACGAUUGCACAGUGGUUUAUUUAUUAGCGUUUUUAAGUACUAUCUGAAUUAUUUUCUCUCCACAUAUACAGUACAGAAGGAUAUUUGCCCUCUGCACAUUAUGAACGAGAGCCCCGUGGAAAUAUACAGCACCAAUGAUAUCAACAAUUUGUAUGUAAAAAAAAUUCAGGAGGAGAAGGCGAUAAGCACGUCUUCCCCCCCGCUGCAGGGCGGGAGUGUGCGCGCUGCUGGGAACGGUAACUUUAUCGCGCGGGCCAGUAUUUACAGCUCCCUGAGUGAGCUCCUUCCGAACGAAGGUGUGGAUCGGCCCCCCAGGCAACAGCACAGUCACCCCUUUGGAAGUGGUGCUCCCUCACAUGAGGAGGCAGCAACCCAUUUCGCAAGUAAUCAUCAGGACGCCACCCAAAGGGGGGGAGCAAUUUCUCUAGCCGAUGCGCAAGGCUCCAAUCAGUUAAGCACCACCAACGAUAAUUCGAUAUUCAAUGCGGAUGCGUUUAGAGGAGAAGACAAUCCCCUCAGCAUUGACUAUAGUGACCCCGCAGGAGUGAUCGGGACGAUGUCCCCAUUUGUGAACAAUCCCCCCAUGAGUGGGAGCAUAAAUGCUGUACAAAAUCUUAACAUCCUUGACUACAUGAGCAACGAAGGCGAUACGAAUAAUGAGGUGGAUUCCACUCACAUGAGAGAUCCACCCAGUGUGAGGGAUCAAUCCCAUUUGAGGAACCUGAAUCUAUUCGACUUCAUGAACAACUCGGACGAAGUUGACCUGAUGGGUGGUGACACCACGGAUAAUAACAGGCUAAACAACCAACCGAGGAAUCGAAACAGAUUCAAGGAGGAAAUGCAGUACGAAAAUUACAUAAGUGAAGACGUAAUCGUAAGCAAUAUAAAAAAUUGCAAGAAAAAUGGAGAAAGUGAAUUUAUAAAAAUUUCGAAAAAAAAGUUUAAAGAUUUUAAAAAGAAGAAAAAGCAAGUGUCUAUGAUGCUACAGUUAUUGACCCUGUACCAUACGUGCAUUAUGGAGCCGUGCCCAAUUCUUACCAUAGCGCAACAGAACACGCUCAAAUUUUUUCCCCUAUAUUUGCAAGAUAGCUACACGGAUAAUCUACCUAUUGUUCAUUUGUUACUGAGAAUUAUGGAAACGCUGUUGGACUUUACGCCCAACUUUUAUUUCACGGCGAAGAACGAGGAGGAGCUGUACAAAAUUCUACUGUCUCGUUUUCAAUAUGAAAUAUUUAUGAUGUCAGACAGUUUUUACCACCUGAAUCGGGAGCACUUUCUGAGGUUUUAUUUCGAGCCCUUUGACUACCGCGGGUACGACCGCACCUUUGUGGAGGGCGAGGAGGAGGCCCGCCGCUACGCAGGGGAAGCGGCACAGAAGGGGGAAGUGGGAGAGGCGGGAGAAGCGGGGGAGGCGGGAGAAGCGGGGGAGGCGAAAGAAGCGGAAGAAGCGGGCGAAGCGGGGGAGGCGAAAGAAGCCAAAGAGGCGGAAGAAGCGAAAGAGGCGGACGGAAAGGUGAACGCCGAAAUCGUGGCCGCCCACCCUUCCGCUACUUCCACCCAGAACAGCCUCUUCUCCCGGCGCAAUGCGAAGCUGGUGAGGCUGUUUCAAACGUACGACAUAAACGAGAGCGCCACGGAGGAGACCCUGCUGAACAGGUUCACCUUCUGGUGGAAGCUGUACAUAUAUGAAGAACGAGUGAAAAUCAUAAAGAUGAUAAUAAAGGCACUAAACCUGGCGUUGAAGGGUUACUCCCCAACGGACACGCUUCUUGACAUAUUUACAAAUAAUUACAUCUCUGUGAAAAUUAUUAAGUACAUUUUAAAGUACCCAAACAAGUUUGGCCUCUGCCUGUAUGGUUACAUAUUAGGGUUUAUAUAUGAACACAUAUAUGAAGAUCCCACGAUUUUAUCCACAUUGUUGAAGGAAGGCCUUUUGAACAUAUUACUAAACAGCAUAGUAGAGGAUAAUUUGAAAGACGAAACGGUGUUGAUCUAUGUCCCGUCUCUCCUCUCCUUAAUGUUUAUUCACAGCAUUGGAAAGUCAGCCAUGAGGAAGUUGAAUUACUCCCCUAUAUAUAACCUUUUCCACUAUGUGAUCAAAAUAGAUUAUUUUUUUUUCGACAGAUUUGGUGAUAUAGCUGUUUCGAUAGGAAACAUUAUCAACGAACUGGAGAACUACGGCUUCGUUAUGAGAGAUUUCCUUUCCUUUCACGUAAAAUUAUUGAAGAAAUUAUAUUUGGAGGGUCUAAAUUUGGGUUACUGGAGAUGUUUGGAUUAUGACUAUGUACAGAAGUAUGUAGAAUCGUCAGGAAAGCAGUUGCACCAUGUGCAGUUGAAGGAUCUGAAUAUAGAUCGGUACAAACACAGAAGGGAUGACUUCUUCUUGGAUAGAUUAUCCAUCCUAUGUCGAUGUAUCCUAUCCUAUAUGAAGACCUCCUGGAUUAAAUCCUUUUUAAAGUUAAACGGACUUAAGUUUUUAAUGGCCUACACAAAUUUGAUUAGUCUACCUCCGAACUAUAUUCACAUUUUCGAGUAUCACUCCAUUUACACCUUUGUCAUGAAAAUAUAUUUGUAUGCCUCCUUCAAGAAUGUGUACAAUCAGUUCCUUUAUCCUUUGUACAACUACAGCAACUUCGUUUCGUAUGUUCAGUACGUUAGUUUGUUGUUCAUGGGUUCUUUCUACUUCGACCUGGGCGACAACGUCGUGGUGGUGAAGCGGUCCGCUCUCCGCGCGGGGGAAAUGGGACAAAUGGGUGAAGCACUUGGAACGAAUGGAGCGAGUCAUGCGCAUGGAACGAGUGAAGCACUUGGAAUGGGUGAAGCACUUGGAAUGGGUGAAGCGCUUGGAACGAGUGGAGCACUUGGAACGAGUGAAGCGCUUGGAACGAGCCAUGCGCCUGGAUCUGCUGGAGCGGCCGGCAAGCCCUUCCAGCGCGGAAGCAAGUACCUGAGGACGGACUUCUUCGCUGGGCCGUUCAUCGACCGCAACCAGCUGCUCCUCUGCAACAUCACGCAGCUGUUCAACAUCCUGUACUUCUUAAUCUCGGCCUACACCGACGCCAAGGGGCUCUACGGAAACGAGGAGAAGCUGUACGACCUGUCAGAAUUGUCAAACAGAAAAAUCUUGGAAAUAUUUUCAGACGUCCUCAUAACUAUAGAGAGCGUAUUCGACUUUUUCUUUACGUUGUAUUUUUAUCAGACAAAUGAUUCAAACCAGAACAUGUUUUUGCACCUGAAGGAUAAAGUGUGCAUCCAUGAACACAUCAAGCGAACACUUCGAAACAGCCAAAAUAAAUCGGAUUAUCUGCUGUACAAUUUGUUCGGAUCGAGUCGCUCCCUCUUCUGCUAUUCGAUUAAUAACAAUUUGUACGUAUUGAACAAUGAUCAGGGAAAAACACACAUCCUUUGUGACCACGACAAAGCAGAUGAUUAUAAAAUGACGGAUCACCUCAGUGGGUUAGAUAAUGAUGACAGAGUGUAUAAGGCCAUUUACAGAUACGCCUUUUCGCAGGUCCUUGUUGAAUUUAACACCUUUAUGCACAAAAGUAUGAAAAUGCCAUCGGACAUUGUAGCUUUUAAAAAUAAAGAAAAGUCGAAAUUUCAAAAAUAUUUUUCAAGUUCCGAGGAAUCAAUUGUCGGGCUCCAAACAGGUAAGAAGAAAAACGGUCCGAACUUAGCGCAUAGUCGAAAUGAUAGCAACGCGGGGGUGAUAACCCACCUUCUUUGUAAUAAUACAACAACAAAUUGCAACACGGUGAAGGAGACCCCUCUCUCCAGCGGCAACCCUUUUGAGACUGAUGCCCCAGGUGUCGAAAAGAGCCAGUUAAACGCGCAGAGUGUUGCAAACAUGUACGCAGCAUACCGCGGCGGAAGUUGUAUGGAAUAUCACUUUGCGGAGAAAAACCAACAGAAAGGAGUAAAUAACGAGCCGAGCAUUAUCGGAAAUGGAAGUGGCGGAAAGGGCAGUGGAGGAAAUGACAGCUGCGGAAACGACGGUGGUGGCAACGCCUGUGGUGGCAACGUCUGUGGCGGCAACGUCUGUGGCGCUGCUAACAGCGAAUACAACGACUACUACAUAGAGGACAAGAACAUCCACAUGCACACGCGCCUCGCGUAUGACUCGAAAUACGUCCUGUGCGAAAGCCUCAGAUCGCUCCUAGUGGUAAUUAAAAAAUUUUUCAUCAUGAUUAAUCUAGCCUGCCAUACGAGGCAGUUAAAAUUGAAGCCCACCGCAAACUAUAUCUUUUACAAUGUGAUCCAGCAGAAGCACAUUCUGUGCAUCAUUCGAUGUUUAACCAAGUGCAUGAUGAAUGUGCCCGUGGUGAGCAAGCCCAUUCAGGAAAACCCCUACCUCGCGGGGGGCAAAACGAGAAGAGUUUACAGCGUGUUGUCUGACCACAUAACGGCGGAGAAGGUCAGCUAUUUGAGCGACCCCAGUGAGAGGCAUCCACCGUCAGCAUCGGCAGCAUUGGCAGCAUCAGCAGCAACACCCUCAUACGUGACGAUGAAUGGCGGUGCGAACAGUUUCUACAGCUGCAGCUGCGGCGGUGGUAGCACCAACCGUGACUCGGUCGCGCGAAGUGCCUACAAGAAUGGAGCCAAGAAAUGGCCCAAGGUUGGAAUGAAGGUGGACUAUCUUCCAUGUGAAAACAUCGCGGAAGAAAAUCCCUCCAAGGAGCACUUACCCCACUGUGGUAGGGCCAAUUUUGCAACGGAAAGAAACUCACAGCAGAAGAACCUCAACCUGUAUGACUAUGCGUACACCUCGUUCACAAGCUACCAUGUAGAGAAAAUAGAAAAUUAUUAUCCCGAGCCGUUCUACAUGGAGGAAAUUUUGUUCAAACGAUACAACUUUAAUUUUUCCCUGAUCGACGUGGUGCCGAAUAAGGACCUUCACCAUAAUGGCCAGGCAGGGUCUGCUGGGCCAGCGGACAAGGGACCGGUGCAAAAUGGAAACGCAAGUGCAAAUGGAAAUGCAUUUCGAGAUGCGUUUUCCACUGUGCAGGGUGGAAAUGUGGCCCCGCCCCCGUGCCGAAACCAUCCGGAAGAGGAGGAAUACCAGGGGAGAAUAACCCCCCGGGGAAACAUCCCCAAUCGAGAUUUGAGCAAGUAUAACAAAUCGUACAUUUGCACCAGCGUUCGGGAGGCGGACGGGACCUUCCGCGUGGUCCACCACAACGAUAGCUUCAAUUUUGUGAAGUUCGCAGAGGAAAGCGCGAACGAGCCCAGCGGAGCAAGCCAGGCGAAUCAAGAAAGGAGUGGCGAAACGAGUCAGCAAACGGGUGGCGAAACGAGUCACCAAGGGAAUGCGCAGAACAACCCAAGUAGCAAUAACGCCACCACGAACGAGAAGAAAAGUGUGAAGGAUAUGCUGAAGGAAAAAAAACUCACCCCAGUGAGCAUCAGCAUAGAACAUUACAGCCCGAUGAAAACAGUGAAGUACAUCGCAGAGCUUAUCAACAUUUUGCACAAACUACUGUCGGAUAACAAGCUGGAAUUUAUUAGCUACUUCUAUUUCCUGGACUUGCUAUACAAAGUGGGAACGUUCGACUUCAUUUUCAACAUGUUCAAUUAUGUGAUGAGUGUGUAUAUAUCUCUCCUGGCAUUAUAUUACAAGAAGAAGAAAGAGAUGAAAGAGAUGAAGAAGAACAAACAUAACGUCAGGACCAAUUUUGUUACUUACAUUCCAAUUCACAUCAGCAAGAAUUUUACCUGUACAAAUACCUACUUCGUUCGGUAUAUAGUCAGGAUAAUGGAAUACUAUUCUGGUGCUGAUUUGAGUAUGCUAAAGAUUUAUCUCCAAAUUGUCGUUAAAGGGAUAAGUGCCUUUCUGGAUUUCUUUGUCAGCCUCAUCAAUAUUGGCAAAUUUAACUUGAUGCUCUUUUGCUCCAAGAUGCUGCACCCCCUCACGCGCUUGCACAACUUUGAGAACCUCUCCCCGGAGAGAAAAACGACGCACAACGAGGGAGGGGGGUCAGCACCGGAGGAAGCAGCCGCGAAGGAAGCAGCCGCAAAGGAAGCAGCCGCCAACGAAGCAGCCGCCAACGAAACAGCCGCCAACGAAACGGCCGCGGAAGCACACAGUGGUGAUGUGGCCCCGCCGAAUGGAAAGACCGAAGCGAGCAACCCGUUCCUCACCACGGGGAGCGCGCAAAGUCGCAGUAACGGCGCAAGUGGAGAAGCCAAUUUAUUAACACCCCAGCUGGAAGGACCAAACGAGUUAAGCGAGAGCAGUGUGGAAAUGGCCGCGUUGGAGAAUUCCCACGUGGGCGCAUUCCCUAGUUUGAGUGAAGUCAAGGGGGAAAAAAAACAUGACACCGCGGAGCUUAGCAAAAGUAACAACGCAGUCAAUGGUGAGAGGCAGAGUAAAAAAGGUGUUGACUUUCCACUUGGCGGAAGUAACCCCAAGGAAGAGAAUACUACCACUACUACGACUACCACUACGACAGCUACCACUACCACUACUACGACUACCACUGACACACCCCCGCAAAAUGCAAAACACAAAUCAGAUCACACAUUCACGUACAACAACAACUUCAUAUUCUCCCUGGACUACUUCGACAUUGUUAACACGAUAAGAUCGAUGAAGUGCGAAAUAGCUGACAACAUAUUCAUGUGGCUGACCUACAUCAACAGUACCAGUGUUAAAAUUAGCAACCUGGGGAAGAACAACAUAUACAUAAAUUUUAACAACAAUAUAAUAUACACCUUGCUGAGAAUUAUUUUAAAAUUUAUUCAUCACUCCGUUGAAGUGGAACCCAAAAUGAUCGAUUUCUGGGAGAAGGAAAAAUGCAAAGAUAAAAAAAACGUUAGUGGAAAGGAGAAGGAUAAGGACAAGGAUAAAGACGCAUUUAACUAUCCCCAUGUGAAUAUUUUGGAGGAAUGGGGUCUAAUGGGCUUUGACGAAAAAACGAUUUAUGACUGCCUCAAUUAUUCCGGCACCACUGACCUCGAUUGUACGUUGAAUUAUUUGGAUAAGGCCAAGGAGAAGGAGUUCUUCCUCAACAUAGGAAAGGAUAAGCUUCUUGGAGAGAGAAAAAACAACGUGGGUAGAAGACCCCCCUACUACGACUUUGACUACAACAGCAGUGAUGAGAAUUCGACCUCGGGUAACAGAAGGGUGGGCAUCCGAUUGGGGAUGAACGAGAAUGCCAGCGAAGAGGAACUCAAUGACGCGGUGCAGGUUGCUGGAGAGCGCAACCCCAUCGAUGCCGGUAGCACUACUGAGGUUGCCCAUCACGUGGAUGCAAACAAUUCCCCAACGCCACUCAUCCUAAACGAUGCCUCCCAAAAUGGAAACGACAAGGAGGAUAUCUUCCACAAAAAUGACAAGUACGUUCUGGAGAAGUUCCCCUUUAUGUUCGAAAUUUUGAAGGAAGCCAAAGCAAAGGCAACACAUGCAAGGGUGUAUUACUACCAAACGAUUAUGGAUCCAAACAGCAAGAGAAACAUGAUAUUAUAUCUGCAGUACUACUUAAAGUUACUGAAAAAAAAUCUUUUCCUUACAUAUGAAGAGAAAAAUGAUAUUAAGCAAUUUUGGGAUGAAGAAAAUUAUUUGCUCCUUAGGCAAUUAAUUUAUAAGUAUAUUUUUAAUAUGCUCAUAAAUAUAAUGAUAACCAUUCCUUUUAGGGGCUUCCUCCUUAUCGACAUUGACAAGAAGAGUGUGAAAUUGCUCCUGGACCAUUAUAGAAAAACCAUUCACGACAAAAACACCAACAAAAGUCGUAUAUUCAAUCACCAAGAUGUGAAAAUUAUUAUACUGUAUUACUUUAUUGAAAAUAUUUCGAAGAAAAUAAAAACCUUGAAGAAUGAUGAGGCUUUCCCCAUAGAACCCUUCUACCAUUGUCACCACCUGUUCAUGUACUUUAAUAAGAGGAAAAAUAAAAACGUGAAGAAUGGCGAUGACGGUGGGAUAAAACCGGAGAAGAAGGAUAACAAAAAUGGGAAUAAAAAUAAAUUUGUGCAGAACAGAAAUGGGCUGACAAGUGAUAACGGUGGAGUGAUCCCCAUUUUGCCUCAAACUGUAGAUGCAGCGGGAGACCCUUUUGGAGACUCCAACACGGACGCGAAUGCGGGAAACGCCACCGGGGUUGGCAACAGCAUCAGCAGUGGAAUCAGCGGUGCUGUGGCUGGGAUGGGGGGCGCUGUCACCAUGGGAAGCGGUCGCGGUCAUGAAGCCCGUCAAGGGGGAAACGAAGUGGGCCAGGCAGCAAGCAGCACUUCCGGAAUGACACCAAACGUACCGCAUAACAUCCCGACGAAUGGUGGUGCCUCCGGGGGAAGCGCACUUAACAGUAUGCGCAACAUGCUGAUGAGCACCACUUUACCCAGCAGUAGAACAAACGCGAUGAGCAAUGCGAACAAUCGUAGUAGAGUAGGAAACCCAGUGAGUGAAUUCCUUGCAGAGUACCAACUGAACAAUAACUACGACGUUAGUAACCACAGUGAUGACAACACCACUACGGCAUUCUACCCAGGAAGUGACGUCGUGGAUGACAAAAAUUCGGUCAUAAAUAACAACAAAAAAAGUAAGGAGCAUAAUAACCCAGAUGGUGAGGCACCGAACGAUACAAAUGAUCCCAAAGGUUGCAUCUACAGAACCAAGUAUAUUAAAGGAGAUCUAGAUGUUAUAUAUGAGUCUCAAAGGGACAUGGAAAUAUACUCCUACCACUUUUGUCUCUACAUGCUUUUUUUCACCCUUUGCAACAUUAUCGAUAAGUACACGAUCGCAAGAAAUUUGAUUUUGCACAUAGAUAGGAACAUCCUGGAUUAUUGCAUUUUCUUUUUACACAAAUUUAACGUGGCCUAUGUGAAGAGCGUGGAGGCGAAUGUUAGCUACUUCUUAACGGAGGGCCAAUCCCCAAUAUGCCACAGAUCCCAAAUAUGCCAAAAAUCCCAAAGAUCCCACUCGUGUGUAUCCAUUUCUGGCUCGAAUGAUGAACAGAUAUUUUCAAAUGCUCACGGAGGGGGAAGCUUCUUCCCCGGUGUGGAUUACGAAGCGCCCGCGAAUGAUAACGAUGCGGGGAAGAGAAAUCAAGAAAAGAAUAAAAGGAAGAGAAAAUUUAACAAAAUAAUGGCAGCAAGUAGGACUGCCCCUAACAUGAAUGAGCAGCCGAACGGGUUAACGAAUGUCGACCCAUGUGAACAGGGGGCCCUUUUGGCAGGUCACUUCCCCCCACCGCUUUCAAGUGCUCAUGGCAACAGUUUUGACGGCGCCCCCAGGGAGGAGGAUACGAAUGACUAUGCGCAAAAUGGGAGCCACAAAAAGUAUUCUUCUCACCUUUGCGAUGAGAGGGAUAAUGACUACUUGCAUCCCACGUGUGUCGGUUCUGACUCUGCCAACAUGAGUGGAAUAACCCACGUGGAGCAAACCAACAACAAGGCACUGGUGCUCUCAGCGCAGGGUGGAACCACAGGGAAUAACUGCCAAGCACAGAAGAGUGAGAAGAACCAGAACCCAGCUGAGGCUAACCAGAACCAAGCUGAGGCUAACCAGAAGGAACAGAAAAUAAUAAACCACAUGUACAACAAAGGAUUGGUCAUAAAUAAAAACAUCAAAACGUAUGGCAUGCUGAUUCCGUACUGGAACUUAGCCGACACAGAUAUUUCCGAGGUGAACCAGAAAACGGCUAUCAAUUAUUCACUACAAGAAAAUGAGGAAAAUAAAUACAUCUCGCUGUACUCCAAGCCGCCGUGCUUCUACACGCCCCUGUUCAUGUGCCUGUACAAAAUUAUCAUUAACUACUCCUUGCACAAUUUUAACGACAAAAGUAGAAAGGUAAUGAAGAAACAACAGAAGGAGGAAAAAAUGAAUGACGACAAGUUCGGCACCAGUUUGGUCAAGAAUGCACCAGCCAACAAAAUGGAGAAGGCCACCUCGCAGAGUGAGAAGAAAAAUCUCAGCAACAAUGUGGCAGCCAACACGAACGCGGCAACUGCGCAAAUGGGGCAAAUCGGGCAGACCGCUCCAACCGCGCAAACGAUUACGGAAAACAUCCGAUUUAUGUCCUCGGAAAAACAACACAACAUAAUAAAGAUAUGCAUCGACACUUUGUAUUUCUUCAAGGGCUACAACGCACAGCUGUGUAUGAGCAUUUUACAGAUAAUUGAAUAUUUGACUACCACGUACAGCAACGUCAUUUUCUUCAUUUCGUAUUCGCCUCCAAAUGUGUAUAGGAACUUUAGGAAGGUGUUCGAACUGGAGGAAAGGAGGAUGGAAAGGAUGCGAGCAGGGGGAAAGAACCUGAUUGAUAGAGGCAGCGCGAACGGAAGGCCCAACACAACAGCAACAGGGGAGAAUCCUAACACGGAAUUAUUGCCUAGCGGAGCAGAAGAACUUUCUCGAGGGGAUCUGCACAAAAGAGAGACCAUCAUCAGUGGCGGAAGCGUUAUGGAACCCCUUAGAGAUAGAAGUAGUAGGGGAAUGUGUUGCCCCCCCAAUGUUACAAGCAGUGAGCAGCACGACUACGUUGGUCACUUCGAACAGAAAUGCGAUCCCCAUUUUGACCUGAACGAGUUGAUCCUAAAUAACAUCAGCAGAAGCGGACUUGGAAUUCUCCUAACCAUUUCGAAACAAGCGAAAUUUAAGGACAUGCUCAUCAUCCUGAUAAACAUUCUCAUCCAAUGCUUCACCGACAACUACGUCAUUGCCAAUCGAAUUGAAUAUAGUCUUAAGUCCUACUUCCUGUAUCAUGGGAUCCCAGUCAAGUGCUUUAUGAGAAAGGAUGACUUGAAAGUCAUAGAGGAUCAAAAAUUCUCCAACGCCUUAGGCGUAUCAUUAAGUGAAUUGAAUGAGGCAUUAUAUCCUUUCAUUUUUAAGAACCCCCAAAUGUAUGAAGAAAUUUUGAGUUGUUUGUGUUUUUUUCCCAACCUGAAAUAUGUGAAGAAGGAUGAAGCGAGUGAUGUGCAGCAUCAGGUUAGCGACCCGCCUGAUUUGCUUCCGUUCAAUGGUUUUGCCAAGGCGGUUGGUGCGCACAGCGCAGCAGGGUUCACAAGCGAACAAACGAAGGAGAAAAGGAACGGGGAAAAUGUGCACACAGUUGCGUUUAAUGGUGCCGAAAUUGCAAAGGGGACGAAAACGGAUAGGAUGAAAAAGGGAAAGGAUGGCGUGAAGGAUUACGGGAAGGACUGCGGGAAGGACGACGACCAAGAAGGGCGAAAUGCUUUCCAAAGUGCCACGAGCAACGGCGCGCUGAGUGGUGCAACCCAGUUGAGCAAGAAGAAGGGCAAGUCGGUGAAGGAAAGCAGUGCGCAGCAAGCGGCGGCGCCUAAUGGCGACGGAAGCAAGUUCUACCUAAACCUGCUGCCCAUACCGGAGCACAUCAAAUCCAUUUACAUGCUCUCCGAAACGGCCAACAGCACCAAGUAUCUGAGGAAGUAUUUCCUGAAGAACAAUUUUUACAACUUUUACAUCUUAGCAGUUCUGCUAGAUUUCCUGAACCUGUUCACCAUCAUCCAAAGCAAAACGAGGUUAGUAAAGCUCACCGAAAAGGAGGAAAGGCUACAGUUUAACAAGAAGCUAAUGGAGAUUUAUGGAACGCAUGCCGACUUUGACACAGAACUGGAUUACAAGGUCAUGUACCCCUUCGCACUGACAGCAGAUAAUAUGCUCUUCAUUAUCAACUUAAUUUUUAAAACGUUUAAACAUUUGAUCGUUUAUUUGGUUAAGGUCCCCAAUUCUUUUAACUCCAAAAUUAUGAAGACUUUUUUUCUGAGUGAUUAUGAUGAGCUUGUGCAUGGUUGUAAGGGGGACGCUCUGCAAUACAAUGACGCUCCCGUUUCUGCUCAUUCUUCCCAGGUUAACACUACAUUUGGAAGGGAUGCAAAACUGUGCAACAGUGUGUUAGCGUUAUCAGGAAUGAAUCAAGGCACUUCGAGUCGAAGUAAAAAUAGCACGGAUGUUUUUUCUAGCAGCUGUGGGGCAAUUUCAAUUACCCCUCCAAAUGGCGACCACAACAGUUUUGGCGGCGACGAUAUGAACGUCCUUAUAAAGGGGACCUCCGAACAGGGUGCAAUACCGAAAUGCGGCGAUAAUCACGUAGCAGUGGAAGGAGCAACUGUAAUGCACAAAAUCGCGAAACUCGAGUUGACCUCUAAUACUCCCUAUACGUAUCGAGAAAUGUCUGAGUUUUAUUUACAAAAUUAUUUGCAAUACUAUGCCCUCUUCGAUUUAUCCAAGUUGACGUUUAGGAGCUGCUUGUUCCCGUUUCUGCUGGACAGGGGGGCGUGUCAGGCGGGGAGCAGCGGCAGCAGGGAGAAGGGGAAGGACAGAGGAAAGGAGAAGGAAAGGGAGAAGCACAUCGAAAAGGAGAAGGAGAAGGAGAGGGAGAAGUGCACCGAAAAGGAGAAGGAGCUGCUUGCAGGCCAUCUUAUCAACGCGAACCACCCCAACAACCUGGUGUUUACACCCCUGCUGAUAUUUUUGUUCAAACGGAUAUUACCCCAAUUUAUAUGCCUGAGCCACCCGAGCAUCCACACGACCUACUCCCCCAAAAAAUUGGAGGAAAAAUCCAAGUCCACGGAUUACCAUUACCAAUCUGUAUUAAACAGCAACGAAUUCAAAAAUGUGAACUAUGUUAAACACAUUGUCAAUUUUGUUCAACUCAUUUUUGAUAUUCACUCCUCCAGCUACGAUGUACAUAAGAAAGUGGUGCAAGAAAUUAUGCACCUCCUGAAGGUGUAUAGCAUUUUUCAGAAACGGAAGGAACAACACCCUUCUGGGAAAGCAUGGACCAAUUGGAACAACAACGUGUUCGGAACCCUCAUCGAUGUAUUCUCUUACGCUGUAAGUGCUUUACUGUACAAGCUGGUCAACGAGGAACAGAAUAUCAAGAUAGAGAACAGCCAUCUGCUGGAGGAGAAGCACCUGCUCGGCAGCGGCAAGUACAUUUCCAAGGUGUUGGAGUUUGCACAGAAGGGUGAGGAGGAGCAGGAGGCUAGGAACAAUGGAGGCGGUCCCAACCGCGACGACAGCGACGACUGCGACGACUGUGACGACAGUCGGGGCGGGCGCGGCGCGAACGGGGGAAGUGGAAAUGGAGGAAACUACAGAGGUGGUAAUCCAAGCGGUGGUAAUAAUAACGGUGGCAAUCACAACGGUGGUAAUAAUAACGGUGGCAAUCACAACGGUGGUAAUCCAAGCGGUGGCAACCCCAACGGCGGCAACCCCAACGGCGGCAACCCCAACGGUGGCAACCCCAACGGUGGCGGAGGCGACGACCGCGACGACCGUGACGAGGAGGAGAAGGCCGAGAAGAAGGACGACAGCAAUAAAAUGUUCACGUAUAGCAGGGAGCAGCUGGCCCUGUUCCGCAUGGUGCUGUGUAACUUGCUGAACAAGCUGGACUACACAAAGGAAGACUUCGCCAACACAGCCACAUCCAUCAUUCGCUGUUUGUCCGUCCUGACAUCCGCACCUAUUUUGGGUCACCCCAUAAAAACAAAGAACAACAAACUGUACAUGCUAAAAUUGAACAAACUAAAUGAAAGGAAGAACAAAAAAAUUAAAAAAAUCAAGAGAAAUAAGAGAAGAAAAAAUAUGUCAUGUGUAACUUUCUUAAAUCCAUCGUAUGUGCGCUUUAGAUCUGACUCGAGUAAUAACAACUCUGCCGGUUCGGACAUCCCCUACUCAGUCGACUCGGAUGUGUCGUACGAGGAACACUUCAUUUUUGAUAAUGACGAUAGUAACGAUGAGGAUGACCUUCGAUAUGAGUAUGAGGAGGAGAUGGACGAUGAUUACGUUGACAUGGUGGAUGGUGAGGACAUGGACGAGGACGCGGAUGACGCGGAUGAUGCGGAGGACGACGAUGAGGGGGAUGAUGAAGCGGAGGACGACGAUGAGGUAGAUGACGAGGCGGAUGAGGAUGUAGAUGAUGAGGCGGAUGACGAUGUAGAUGAAGAGGCGGAUGACGAUGUAGAUGAAGAGGACGACGAGGUAGAUGACGAGGCGGAUGAUGAUGGUGAAGAGGACGAGGGAGACGAAGCAGAUGCAGCAGCGCAUGGAGAGGAGGAAGAUGAUGAGGUGGUGGAACCGAAUGAUGCAGAUGAUGUUGGCGAAGCAGAUGAGGACGCUGGCGAAGUGGAAGAUAGACCUCGAAGGAGGAGAAGAAGAGUAAGAAGAAGAAGAAACGCAGAAUUGCGCAACGAACGAGGGGGCCACUCCGAACCCAGGCGCAACAACAGCAGCGGCAGCGGCAGCAAUAACAACAACACGUUGAACAACGCACAGAUGGAUACCGAUGAGAAUAAUGAAAACUCACUUAAUGAUGGGGCGGAGGAAACGGAAGGGAAUUACACCAAUGAGGAGGUGGAGGAAGAGGAGGAAGAUAUAGAUGAGGAGGAAGAAGACGUCGAAGAGGAUGAACAGGAGGAUGAGGAUGAGGAGGACGACGAUAUGGAGGGCGACGACGAGGAUGACGAUAUGGAGGAUGAUGAGGAGGACGACGACGACGAUGAAGAAGAAGAAGAAGAACCCAUGGAGGAGGAAGAAGAAUACGACGAAAUCGACAUGGAGGAGGAAGAGGAAGAGGAGGAGGAUGAUGAUGCAGGGAGAAACGGAAAUGAACAUGAUACCAAUAGAGGCCUACACGUACACGCCUACCUCGUGCAAGACAGAAACGUCAUUGAUGAAGACAAUCUUUAUGAUAACUCCAACAAUUUGUUACUCCCCCACGAGGUUGACGAAAAUGAAGAAAACAUGUCACACAUGGGGGAUAACAACAAUAACAUCGUCUCGAAUUUGGAGUUGGGUUCGGACAGUAGUAACGAUAUGGAUGAAGGGCAAGGGGUUCAUAGAAUUAGAGAAAUUGACGAAACGGAGGACUAUGAUGAGGAUGACGAUGAGGACGACGAUGACGAUGAUGACGACGAUGAUGACGAUGAUGACGAUGACGAUGACGACGAUGAUGAUGAUGAUGACGAUGAUGACGAUGACGACGACGAGGAGGAGGAGGAAGAGGAAGAAAUCGACGAAGAUGAGGAUGAAGAAGAAAUCGGCGGAAAUAACAGCGCCUUCCGAAUCAGCCAAACGGAUGAUAACGGCAGAGCAGCGAAUAACAACGCUGAUCUAAUCGACACAGAAAUGAACGUGAACAAUUCCCUUCUCACAUGUAAUGAAAAUCAACACGAAAUUUUAGAUAUCCUGAUGGAGGAGGAUGGUGUAUAUAAUAUUAAUGACGAUAUAGAUGAAUACAACGAUGACUAUAUCGACGAUGGGGAAAAUAAUAAUCGAGCUGCUAAUAGCAAUGUUAACAAUGUGAGCAGCGCACCGUUGGGAAGUGAUAACAAUGUGAGCAGCGCACCGUUGGGAAGUGAUAACAAUGUGAGCAGCGCACAACUGGGGAAUGAUAACAAUGUGGGGAAUGCACAACUGGGAAGUGAUAACAACGUGGGGAAUGCACAACUGGGGAGCGAUAACAACGUGGGAAGCUCUUCCCCGAAUGCGAAUGGUGGUGAAGAUAAAAAUGGCUACCCGGAUAUAACUCACAGGGGAGGUGACAAAAUUGGGCACGGCGAAGCAACCCAUGAUGAAGUAAUUGGCGCCACCCUAGAUGGGAUAAUAACAAACAGCUUGAACAUUCCCCAUGUGGAUUCCCCAUCGGAAGUGAAAAAAGGUACCUGCGGACUGAACGGAUCCAGCGCUACUAAUAUGGCCAACGCAGAGAAUACGGUGAAUUAUCCCAACGUGAUGACCUCCAAUUCAGAAAUGUCAACACAGAACAAAGGCGUUUACAACGAAUUGCAAAAUGAACAGGAGAGUAACGGAAUUCACGUGGGUAUAAAUAAUGGGGAACAGCAAAAUGAUCUUUUUAGUAAUUCACAGAAUGAUAAUCUGAAUAUAUUACAUGACAUACGUUUGAACAAUGGCUUCCCCGUUUCAGUUAGUGGUGCCCCGGGGGAAACACCCUUCCCGGCGCAAAUGAACCAAGUGACCCAUAAAAGCAUGAACGUUGUUGCAAACGGGAACAUGAUUAAGGGCGAAAUGAACAACGUGGCUUCGAUUAACGAAGAAGGUGGUGUAGGAAGUGGAGAAGGAGGAGCAAAUAACAAAUUCGGUGCUAAGAGCACAACGGCUGCUAUUGUUAAGCAGGAAGAAAACAGAAAGGGUUCACCCACAGGUGUGAAUGCUUCUACAACGGAAAGCGGAAAGAAGAACGAGUCGGGUGGUACCUCUGAUAAAAUGCAGAGCUCUUCCAUGGAGGGAACCACAAGCAGGGCGAGUGUAAACGAAAAUGACAUUAACUUGAUAGAUUUGUAUUACCAUUUUUACAACAGCAAUAACAGAGAUGUUAACACUUUGCUGGGAGAAAAUAACAGCAUUUUGUAUUUGAACGAAACGGGGACCAUUCACCCCGCCGCGGUGAAGAGUAGCGCGAGUGGGUUGCCCAGUGGGCCCACUGUUGAUCAAAGCGACGGUGCUGGUGCGAGCGGCGUGGAUGUGCCCCAAAAUGGAGUUACCCCAAAUGGAUUACCCCCAAAUGGAGUUCCCCAAAAUGGAGUUCCCCAAAAUGGAAUAUCCCCAAAUGGAGUCCCUACAAACGAAACAACCCCGAUGGGAUUGCCCCCCGUCGAUACCGCCCCCAUGGAGUUAAGCGAUCGGGAGCAAGGAACGCUGCUAAGCAGCAGUAUGGAUAAUUACGGAUCUAUUAACUACACCCCAACGAGCACUAACAUAUUUGCCCUAAUGGAUAAUCUGUGUUCCAAUUUGUUAACCCUAAAUAGAAGAAGAAACGAACGUUUGAAUAGUAUGUUGGCCACCUCUGUGCACAUCCCCGACGGAGUAAGAAAUAACACUAUUAACAUCCCCAUGGGAAUUAGCGAAGAUUUUAACAUAAGCGGAAGCAUCUCAAAUGAGAACAGCCCAUAUGACCACAGCAACAUGUUGCACGAAAGUGGUUGUACAUACUACCACCUAAAUCUAGAUAGAGUUAAUAACGUAUAUUCCCCCCCUAUGUUUAACAACUGCCCAAGUAUGAGAUCCAAUAAUGCUGCGAAUAGAAAUUUGAACCAAACGAACCACAACCUUCGAAAUUUAUUUAACAUUAUUAGAAACUACAAUAUCAGCGAUAAUAAUAUUAACUACACGAGGAAUUCGAGUCUCACUUUGAAUGACUUGGGUAGGAGGGGAGAAUCCUCCGUGGAGGGAAUGAACAACAAUACAAAUGUGAUGAACGUAGAGAAUAGGGAAGCCAAUGUGGGGGAUAUAUUCAGCGAGAGGGGAAGUAACGACGCCCCGAACGUGGGGAACAAUCAGGGUGGAAGCAACAACCAGGGUGGAAGCAACAACCGGGGUGGAAGCAACAACCGGGGUGGAAGCAACAACCGGGGUGGAAGCAACAACCGGGGUGGAAGCCCCCCGCGCGAGGAUGACCCCGACGCGCCGACCGAGAUGAACAACACCGUAGCGAAUAAAAUCAGAAGCGGGAACGCAAUCAAGGAAAAGAACGAUGGAACGAAAGAAGAAAAAUUUAGCCUUACCGACACCGUCCUCGAUAAUGAUAAGAAAUUAAAAAGUAGCAUCUGCAACAUGAUGUACAACAGAUUAUGCAAAGCCAUUCCGAAGGUUCAUAUAAAUUUACCUAUCGAAAAUUUACUGGAGGAAAAAAAAAAAAUAAUUCAAAGCAUGCGCAGAAAGGUAGAAGAGAAGAAAGAACUUGGAAGCAAAAAGGAAGCACAGAAGGGCAAGGCGAGCAAACAGGAGCAGACGAAAAAAGGUGGACUCCAAAAAGGGGAAGUGCCUUCGAAGGAGGAGGAGGUGGAAGCGGAAGAAGAAAAGAAGGACACAACAGAGGAGGUGGAAAACCACGCCGAAGGGGAAGAUAAACAACGCGAUAACAACGCUGCUUCCCCCGACGCAGAUUCCAUGCCCAAUCAAAAUGCCCAAGUGCAGAUUGCACCAACUGGAACGGCCGAUCCACCGUUUGAAUCCGUUUUGUAUGACGGCAGUUCCAGCCUCGAUGUUCCCAGCAGUGAUAUAAUGGUCACAGAUCAGAACAACGCAACUGACCCAAACCAAGCAGACGAGCAGAAUGACAACACUGACCAAAGUGUUCCCAACGAGGAAGACUACAAAAAUAUUAACUACGAAGAAAUAUUCGACAACGUGUUGAAAAUCGAAUCGCUGCUCAUAAUCUGCUGUGCCCUGGGCAUAAACGAAGGCCAGUUCUUCCAACUCCUAAACGUGGAUAGGUCCUUUCUCAUUGAGCUCCCAAACAAUUUAAUCGACGAAAUUAUUGUACAACAUUUGAAGAAUAUUACCCUAGCUAGUGUAAAUGAACUAGCGCAGGAGAAUGCCCAAAACGAUAAAAAAAUUUCGAUAGAGCUGUAUAAGAAGUAUCUGAAAUUUCAGGAGUUUAGCAGGACGCACCCGGGAAGUCAACAACCGAGUAUCCAUAACGAAACCGUCGUCGCGCAAACUGAUCAACGAAAUGAUCAACAAAAUGGCAACGGAAAUACUCCCAAUGGAAGCGCGAUUACAACUGCCCAUGUUGAAGGAAACACCGCGAGUAACAACGACAAUGGUGCAUUAACGGAUCUGGUGGGAGAAACCGUGCAGGGAGUGUCAAAUAAUGAUGGUGCCACAGUUGAGGGGAAUGGCCUCCCAGUGGUGGGCGCCCCAAGCGGGGGAACUGCUACCAUCGUGGAGAGUGCAGCCAACGUGGAGAGUGCAACCAAUGUGGGAAAUGCAAACAACGUAGAAAAUUCAAACAACGUGGAAAAUGCAAACAACGUGGAGAGUGCAACCAACGUGGGAAAUGCCCCCCUUGAAGAAGCCGCCCCCCCCCAGGUGGAAACAACCGCUCACGCGGAAACGACCACGAAAAGCGAAGGCGAGAAAAACCUGCUCAUCUACAACAGCAUAAAGAAAAGCUACCUGGAAGCGCUUCCAUCCAGCGUUCGCGCAGAAAUCAAGAAGAGAAUAAUAGGAAACAGGAGCCAGCGAAACGAAACGCAAGACGAAACGAACAUUGCGUUUAUAGAUUCCUUGACACCGGAGCUCAGGAGGGACGUGCUAUCCUCCGCGAGCUUAAGAUUCAUAAGAACGCUCACGGAGGAAAUGAUAGAAGAGGCAAGAAAUUUAAGAUUCGUGGUGCUCAACAGUCGAUCGAAUUUGCUUAAUGGUAAUAAUCGACCCAGGCAGAACACCGUCGCCAACGCGGUCACCGAUGGGGACAACGCAGAUACGAGUGCUAACGUUAGAGGAAGCAGCGCAGGAAAUGCGAGCAGCGGCGGAGGCAUCUCAAGUGGGCCCAACGCUAGCGGAAUGAACGCGAGUGGAAUGAAUGCGAGCGGAAUGAUUGCGAGCGGAAUGAAUGCGAACGAAAUUGGUGCAAACGAAGUCAGUGCAGUUGGCGUCAGUAACGGCGUCAAUCGCAGUAACAACAACGUCAGCGGAAGCGGCGCAUCGAGCGCGAACGGGCAAACGGAUAACGCCAAUGUGUCACCCACCAGAUUAAACGCAAUCAGAAAUGACAUUCAGGAGCGAAUAACGAACACUGUUUUGAGGAACGCCGUGUCGAACCUAAACAACAUGAGCAACAGUGAAAACAGCAACAGCAACAGAAGCAGCAACAACAAUAACAGUGUUCCAGUAGUUAGCAGUGGCAAUGGCAGGCAUGCAAGGAACAACAGGACGUUGUUUAAUGUCCUUAGUAGAGCCAAUGCCAACAACAGAAGGCGUUUGAAUGCAUCACUGAGAAACCCACUAACCUCAGGGACACAGAGGAACAACUUUAUCAGAAUAACAUACAACGAAAAUAACAAUCCCAUAAUUAUGAUUAAUACAGGGCAUGAAAACUAUGACAGUCUGACCGCGUCCCGUUUCUUGGAUCACUUUCUUGGUGGCCGAUCAUUCAACGGGGCAAUUUCGAACCUGCCUCUAUCUGACAGCGCAAAUAUCAGCGCCAGUUUUUCUCUCAUUCCGACAAAUCAAGGUGGUGAAAACAGUAAUGGGGAUGCCAGCAGUGGUAAUAACAAUGGCGGAAGCAGUGGUCAUGGUGGGAGCAGCGGUCAUGGCGGGAACAACGCGGGCAACAGUGGCAACGCCGGAGGAAACAGUCACCGGAAUGCAAGUCACCGCAGCGGAAAUAUCAACACGGGAGGUAGCGGAAACAACAGUAUGAACGAAACGAGGCUGUUCUUUAGCCAGGAAAAUCGAUUUAAUCAUGUGGAUCCCAAUUUCAAUCUGCUCAAUGACGACAAGUUUGCAGAGAAGGAAGAUGAUAUAACGUUAAGUAAGUAUUUAAAAAAUUUAUUUCCAACGAAGAACAAAGCAGAUUUAGAGAGCUCCAAAAGUAACGCCCUCUAUGUUUGUCUAGAAGAACCCGUAUCGUCACAGGCCCUGAUUGAUAUCUGCAGAUUACUGUUUUUAAAAAAAGAAAUCAACAAAAAGAUCAUGUUUACCUUGUUUUGCAAUUUAACAUGUUCGUAUCAGAAGACUAAGAUUUGUGCUUUGCAAUUAUUUAUGAGCAUUUUAUGGUCUGCUUCUGUUGACCUGCAUGGGAAGAACAAUGCCCCCCGAGUGGUAGCUCUGCGGCAGGCUGUUAAUUUCCCCCCAAAAAUGCUUUACCACAAUGUUAACAAGAAGAACUAUGGACUUUUUUCGGAUAACUAUUUUACAACUGCGUAUGUAUCAUCGGAGAGGGUACUAGAACAAGUGCAGUCGCUACUUAUUACCAUCCCACACAUCACUUCGUUCUUCUCUAUGCUGCUCGUGCACCCCGCGUUUUUCGUUCCCAAGGAUAUCAUCGAGCAUAAGGUUGUGGGGUCGAAGAAGAGUGGAAAUGGCGAGUCGAGGAAGGGCUCCAGCAGUAAUGUGUUCGUGGAGGAUCCUCCAAAGGGGGAAAUUUCCCAAGUGUCUCCAGAAAUGACGCACACUUUGGCAUGCAAAAAGGAAGAACCUGUGGCUGCGCUGCAGGUGACGACUCCCGUACAAGGCACCUCCAACAGGAUUAACGACGACGAGGCGGCCAUUCUGCAGUACGAACUGAAGAGAAAGCGACCCAAAAUGGACCAGAAAAAUAGCCCCCAUGCGCUGGCACUGAACACAAAAAUAGAACACUCCAAACAAGUGGAUAAAUCAAAAAACGAGUACCCAAUUAAUAUCCUAUUUAAGCUGCUGAAUUCGUUCAUAUAUUUAACCUCCAAAAAACUGAUGAGUCACCUCCUUUCGGUCAUUUUCAAUCUUCUAAUUAACUGCGGGAAGAAAUGGCACACGUAUAGUAACUUCACCAAAUGGGUGUACACAGAAAAUUUGGAAGAGCUGCUAGAUGCCGAAAAUGCUAACAAUGAUGAGGAGGUGAUGGGGGCUAAAAAGAAGGACGACGCGAGUAACAACGAUGCGAGUAACGACACGAGCAACAACGAAAAGGCUACGUUAAACAACGACGCGAGCAACAACGGUGCGAACAACAACGAAACGGCUGCGCUAAACAACGCGAGUGAUAGCCGAUGUGGAAGAAGUAACAGCGGAAAUAAGAGGAACACAACGAGUAAAGGCAAAAAACAAAGACAACACAGUAGUAACUUGAAGGAGUUCUACCACUCCUCAUCUAAAAUUAACAGAGAGCUACUAAUGAGCAUUAGAAAUAUAAAAAAAAAUGAACCAGAUAGUAGUAAAAAAGAUUCUACGAAGAAGCCAUUCUACCUACUAGAUGUCAUAUCACUAGAUGCCCUGAGUAAUUUGAGUAAACUAAUCUGUAACUAUAAAACAAAUUUCUUAUGGAUCAACAGUAAUAAUAACAACAACAACAACAACACGAAUACAGCUGCUAACAAUAAUAACCUAGAGCAAGUGCACAAGCAGGACAUUUCGUCACUAACGCAAAUUAUUGUCAUGUUCUUUUCUCAUUACAAGCUAAAAAAAUGGAAUAUUCAAACAUUGAAAUAUCAUACCCAUGUGUUGAUCAAAAGAAUUAUUUAUGAUUUGAGAAAAAUUGUUCACUCCAUACAUAACAGAACUUUUGAUGUUUAUGCAGUUGAUCACUCGGAUAGCUUGGAACAGAAACUAAUUGCAUUUUAUCGAGUCAUUACCAUUUUAUUUAAUGCUCCCUCUUUGAUUGACAAUCUGAUUAAUAGAAGUGAAGCCAGCAGAAAUUCCAGCGCCGAAGAAAUUAGCAGCAGUAACCCCCCUUCUAAGAGUGUACUAGAUUUCAGUGCUGGCAGCACAACGUCUGCUGCUCCAAACGUGGGUACAUCCAAUGGGGACACUGCACCGGUGAAUGAAGUAGGUCUCGGUGAUAUCGCCACAGGUGAUGGAGGGGCUACUCGUACUGACCAUGUAAUAAACCAUGCGACGGAAAAAAAAAACGCAGACGAAGAAACCAAGUUUGACAUUUGUGCUGAUUUUUUUCUCUCCAUUAACAUCGACGCUCUUUGGGAGGAAUUCAACAAAGCCAUGCAGGUAAUCAAUAAUGCCCUGAUAGAUAAAAAUUACAAAUUUACAUAUAACAAUAGGAGCAAUAUGCAGUUCCCGUCAGAGGAAGGAAAAACGGAGCAGCGUAAGGGAAGUAUGCUACUACAACAGCACACACGUGGAGAGACCAACGAAGGAGUAGUAGGAGAAGGAGUAGUACCCAUCACGUCUACCCCCUCCUGUACAAAUGGAAAGAACAAAGAAGGGGAAAAACCACUCGGAGGAGAGAUAAACAAAUCGUUCUUCGACUUGGAUUCUUCCUCUAGCGAAACGUCAGAAGGGGGGGAUCCCAAUUCGGUGACUGCAGGCAGCUCGCAACAUGAAGGACCCCUCGCACGCAGUGUAGAAGAAAACGUUGACAGCAUUGCAGAGGAAAGACCCAACCAAAACGGAGAUAACAACGAGAACAGCAACCCAGUGGAAGAUAAAAAGAAAGAAAGUGAGGAUGAUCCACCCCCAACUAUUUUGAACUACCUCCUACCACUCAUGGAGGCCUACCUCUUCAUAGAAGAAGUCAUCCUAGUAUCCCAAUAUAAGUUGAAAAAAUUUAAAGAUUUGGAAAAAAAAGUCUCCAACUUGAAUAUCGAAAGUAUAAAAAUUAAUGAAAAGUUGGCAUAUGACGAUAGCCCCUUUUACAUUAGCAUAUAUCAUAAGAAGGAGAAACGGUUGGCUAGUGAUUCCACCGGGGGAGACCUCAAAUUGGGAAAGUUCAACACGGGUAGCCGGGUCAGUAGCAACCUUUCCAACAAAAUGAAAAGGAAGAAGGAACUAAGUGAAUCGUCAGAUGAGGAGUUGCAGAAGGAAGGGCAGCACAAACUACACAAAAAGGAGGAGGAUAUUACUAUGACACAUUUGCCAGGAGAGGAGGCCAAAUCCAACGCAGCCAAAUUUAACCAGCUGGGUAAUGACGAUGAUGCGAAUGUGCAACAAAGCAAAGGUGUGAUAAACAAAAGGGAAGAAAUGAUGGGAUACCUUGGAAAUGACGCAGAGGAGGGGAACCAAGAAGGAGUUGUAAAAGAGCCGAAGAAGAAAGCCAAAUUCGCUGAAUUGCUCACGGGCGAAAAGAGCACAGUUAGCAAUUCCCAAAAUGGUAACCACACUGUGGAGGCUACCGCAAGUGGAACGUAUGAAUUUGCGAAGCGCACACCCGGAGAAGGGGAAGCGGCGCAACAGCAGGGUGGAGAAGUCGGGCACGUCAUGGACGAAUACGAUGGGGAGGACGCAGAAGAGGAGAUGAUGAUACGUGCGUUUGGCGAUGCCACCAAUGACGAUGGAGACCGUCGCGAUAAUCGGUACGAUGUGGACGACAACGAUGACGACGAGUACAUACAGAUUAAGCUGGAGGACAACGAAGGAAGUAUUAACUGUCGACAUAAGAAGCUCAUCAAAUUUGUUUACAUAAACAGGAGAGUGAUUAACAGCUUGAUCAAGCAAACCCCGAUACUGCUGCACCACAACUUCAAGUCGCUUAUUAAGCUGACUUCAUCCUGCAUCAACUUCGAAAAUAAGAGGCAUUACUUGAGGAAGAAACUGAAACACCUCAAGUCAGGGGUAAGAACCGAGCCAAUUCGUUUGAACAUAAGGAGAGAAAAAGUAUUUACCGAUUCGUAUUACCAACUGAGGAAUAAGUCGGGUAAUGAUUUAAAAGGAAAAUUAAUAGUUACUUUCAAAAAUGAGGAAGGAGUAGAUGCAGGAGGGUUGACUCGAGAGUGGUACUCCAUACUAGCCAAAGAAAUAUUCAAUCCCAAUUAUGCUUUAUUCUGUCGAGAAGGAAAAAAAAGCGAGUUUAACCAUCCAAACCCUCUGUCAUAUAUUAACCCGGACCACUUGCACUUCUUCAAAUUUGUGGGCAAAUUUAUCGCAAAGGCUAUUUAUGAUGGGCAAGUGAUAGAUGCCUAUUUUUGCAGGUCCUUUUAUAAACACAUGCUUGGAAGGAAAAUACUCCCAGCGGAUGCAGAAUCGGUAGACCCCGAGUUUUACAACAGUCUAAUCAAAAUUGCAGAGUAUAAAUUAGAAGACCUAAAUUUGGAAAUAAACUUUAGCACCGAAAUUGACGAGUUUGGAAAAACCAAAAUAAUUGACCUCAUUCCAAAUGGUAGAAAUAUCCCAGUGACUGAUGAAAAUAAACACAAGUAUAUUGAGCUUCUAUGUGAGAUGAAAGUAACGAACAGUAUAAAGGAACAGUUGGAAGCUUUCAUGGAUGGUUUCAAGGAGCUAAUUCAACCCAAACUGAUCUCCAUUUUUGAUGACAAAGAGUUGGAAUUACUCAUUAGUGGUAUUCCCACCAUAGACCUAAACGACUUAAAAGAGAACGUUGAAUAUCAUAAUUAUUCUCCCAACUCGAUUCAAAUUAUUUGGUUAUGGGAUGUACUCCAAGAAUUUGAUGAAAAUAAAAAGGCUUCUUUUUUACAGUUUGUUACUGGAACAAGUAGAGUGCCUUUAGGUGGUUUUAAAAAUCUCAUGGGAAUGAGGGGUGCGCAGAAGAUGAUUAUUUACAGGGCCUACGGUGAGGAUCGCCUCCCUACUGCCCACACCUGCUUCAAUCAAUUGGACCUACCUGAGUACUCUUCCAAGGAGUUGUUAAGGAGCAAGUUAAUCAGGGCCAUCAUGGAGGGAAAGGAGGGCUUCGGAUUUAUAUGA
Messenger RNA from Plasmodium cynomolgi strain B, 26388 nucleotides. Its product is annotated as ubiquitin-protein ligase 1. Gene Ontology annotation, biological process: protein polyubiquitination; proteasome-mediated ubiquitin-dependent protein catabolic process; positive regulation of protein catabolic process. The transcript has 2 exons. The coding region runs from base 1 to 26388 and encodes 8795 amino acids. The record is from RefSeq and is a predicted model, not a curated record. Lineage: Eukaryota; Apicomplexa; Aconoidasida; Haemosporida; Plasmodiidae. Gene Ontology annotation, molecular function: ubiquitin-protein transferase activity.